AUGGAUCCCUUACGGCUACUGACCAGAUCAACCAAAUUCGCGAAGAAGGGCUCCUCAAGUGGCACACAGAUCCACACACCAUCGUCUGGACCAGCAUUAAAUCCGCAACUUUUCGAUCAUGCCAACGAGGCGCAAGGAGCGCAACGUAAGCGCAAGAGAGGAAGCGAGACAGUGACGACCGGUCUGGACUUCUUUGGUGGCGGCGCUUCGGCCAAGGAGAGGAGUGCUGAGCAGAAAGAGCAGCAUGACGAUGACGAGAAAGCCGGAGAACUGCAUCAACAUAUGGCACAAGCGCCCGUCGCCUUGAGCGCCGACGAGUGUAAACAGAUACUCGGACGACACAAGGUCAAGGUCACGCUGUUCCAGAGGGGGAGUGACGAGCCUGUAAAGAAGAAGAAGAAGGACCAGAAGAAGACGGCACCUCAGACCUCUGGCCGCCAGGACCAGGCCACAGUGCUGUAUCCGGAACCCGUCAGCCAUUUCGACAACCUGGGACCCAGAUACCGCAUCUCAAAGGCACUUCUACGCAACAUCAAGGACAACGGAUACACCACGACGACCGAAGUCCAGCUCGGCGCAUUACCACUCCUGCUUGGCUCCCGUGCUGAUGUGCUCACACAGGGUGCAGUCAAGACCGACGAAGAAGCAUCUGUGCUGGACGUUGAUCUCUUGAGCAUCGCUCCGACGGGCAGUGGAAAGACUCUGGCCUUUAUGAUACCGCUCAUCCAUGCUCUGGUGCUCUCACGCCGCUCUCAGACCAUCUCCGGCCCGCAGGCCAUCAUACUCGCCCCUACUAAAGAACUCGCUAGUCAGAUCGCCAACGAGGGCAGGAAGCUGGCUUUGAACACUGCUAUACGUAUCACUAAUGUGCGCAAGGGUAUGCACAUCGACUCGGACCAAUCUUCCGAUCAGGACGCCUCGUCGAAGGACGUACCCCCUGUAAAGGCUGACAUACUCGUCUCAACCCCGGCUGCCUUGAGGAACGCCAUAGGAGACGUACGGACCUCUUCACGCGCCUUGUCCCAAAUUCGCUUCCUGGUUCUGGACGAGGCCGAUGUCCUUUUGGACCCCUUGUUUCGAGAUCAGACGCUGGCUGUGUGGAAUGCUUUGUCCAAUCCCGACCUCCGUCUAGGUUUCUGGUCUGCCACCAUGGGUUCCAGCAUCGAAGAGCUUGUCAAGGCCACCAUUAAGAGUCGUGCCGAGAAGCUGUCAGGAAUUGGUCCUAGUCCCGUUCAAAUCGCACCAUUUGUACGCCUUGUUGUUGGCCUCAAAGACUCUGCAGUGCCGAAUGUUGACCAUCGUCUCAUCUACGCUGCCACCGAGCAAGGGAAACUCAUGGCUUUACGUCAGCUACUACAUCCGACCUCCACCGGUCUUGACAAGCAACCUGUCGUACGAGCACCGUUCCUCAUCUUCACACAGACUAUAGAGAGAGCAGUUGCCCUACAUUCCGAACUUCUAUACGAUAUUCCCGCUGAAGCUGGCGGGAUCUCGCGUAUUUCUGUUUUGCAUUCAGAUCUCUCGGACACUGCACGCGACCAUGUCAUGACACGCUUCCGCAAGGGUGAGGUCUGGAUUCUGAUCACUACCGAUCUUUUGUCGCGUGGCGUCGAUUUCCGCGGUAUCAACGCUGUGGUCAAUUACGAUGCACCGACAUCCGCCGCCGCCUAUGUCCAUCGUGUUGGCCGUACAGGUCGUGCUGGUAGGGAGGGCGGAGUAGCCCUGACUUAUUACACAGACGACGAUGUGUCAUCCAUCAAGACGGUCGCCAAUAUUAUCGUCGCGAGCCAAAAGCAAAGAGGAGAAGCAGGUGGUACAACAAACAUCCAACAAUGGUUGCUGGAUGCGCUACCAACGCCCAGUAAGCGCGACAAGCAGCAACUCAAGAAACGCGGCAUCGAGACUAGAAGAUCUGCUUCUGGCAAAGACACAAAGACCGGCAAGCCCAAGGCGCGUAUCAGUACCAAAAGUGGGUAUAUCCGAAAGAUGGAGAAUAACAGAAAGGGUGCUGUCGCAGCGAGUCAAAACCCACAAGAAUCAGGCGAUGCAUCAGAUUCAGGGGAAAGCUUCGGUGGAUUUGAGGAAUGA
Molecule: messenger RNA, 2088 nt
Organism: Aureobasidium subglaciale EXF-2481
Lineage: Eukaryota; Fungi; Ascomycota; Dothideomycetes; Dothideales; Saccotheciaceae
Exons: 1
Coding region: 1-2088 (695 amino acids)
Biological process (GO): maturation of SSU-rRNA
Cellular component (GO): 90S preribosome
Molecular function (GO): RNA helicase activity; nucleic acid binding; ATP binding
Source: RefSeq, a predicted model, not a curated record